Messenger RNA from Calliphora vicina (urban bluebottle blowfly), 1500 nucleotides. RefSeq lists its product as uncharacterized. The record is from RefSeq and is a predicted model, not a curated record. Gene Ontology annotation, biological process: DNA integration. Gene Ontology annotation, molecular function: nucleic acid binding. The coding region runs from base 1 to 1500 and encodes 499 amino acids. NCBI's taxonomy places the organism in Eukaryota, Metazoa, Arthropoda, Insecta, Diptera, Calliphoridae. The transcript is spliced from 2 exons.
AUGUGUCCCAUUGAAAUGAGAUAUAAACCAUUUGUUGCCCACCGAAUUGCCGAAAUACUUGAUUCAACACGCCCAACUGAUUGGAGAUGGUUGCCUACAGAUCUCAAUGUUGCCGAUGAUACUACAAGAGCUAAAAAUGAAGUUGAUUUUUCCAUUGAAACACGUUGGUUCCAAGGGCCAGAAUUUUUGUAUGAAAACGAAGCUGACUGGACGAAUAAGAAUUCUGAGAAAUCUGAUGAUUUGUGUGAAGAAGAACUACGGCCCAAAUUUGUCAUGCUGGUUAGUACAAAUUUAGUUAUUGAUUUUAAUCGUUUUUCAUCAUUUCUCAGGCUUAAACGAACAAUGGCUUGGGUUCUGAGAUUUAUCAAUCGCUGCCGAAAAUAUGAUAAAUGUCUGUCCCAAGAAGAGUGUUUCGCCGUUUUAAAAUCUGGUGGUUCUUUAAAAAAGGACAACGAGUUAUUUUCCCUUUCGCCUUAUUUUGAUGAAAAUAAUUUACUUCAAGUGAGCGGUCGUAUUGAUGCUGAGAGUUGGUUGCCUUUAGAUGCCAGGCACCCCAUUAUUUUGUCGCCCUGUCACCGCUUUACACAACUAUUUGUUGCCCAUGUGCAUAAUAAAAUGAGACAUCAAAAUUUUGAGGCUACCAUAGGCGAAAUAAGGAAAAGAUUCUGGAUUCCACGACUUCGAAAUCUGUUGAGUAAGACCACAUCAAAUUGCAACAUUUGUAAGAUUCGUCGUGCUGUUGCAGUAGCUCCUUUUAUGGGAUCGUUGCCAAGUGAUAGACUAACUCCAUAUGUCCGGCCAUUUACUUAUACUGGUGUUGACUAUUUUGGCCCAUUAAAUGUGACUGUUGGUAGACGCCAUGAAAAACGUUGGGUUGCCCUGUUUACGUGCCUUACAAUCAGAGCUGUACAUUUAGAAGUGGCCUAUGAUCUAUCUACUGAUUCGUGUAAUUUGGCUAUACGGAAUUUUAGAAAUCGUCGUGGCACCCCGUUGAAGAUUCGGAGUGAUAACGGAAAGAAUUUUGUUGGAGUUAACCAAGAAGCCCAGCAAUUUGAUGAAGUAUUUGAUCUGGUUAAAAUUGAAGAUGAGUUGUCCACAAGGGGCAUUGAAUGGCAGUUUAAUUGUCCACAUAAUCCUGCAGAAGGUGGAAUAUGGGAGCGAAUGGUUCAAUGUGUUAAAAAGGUUUUAAGAGUAACCCUAAAAGAAGUCGCCCCAAAAGAGCACACCUUGCAAAGUUUUUUAAUUGAAGCCGAAAACAUCGUGAACUCUCGCCCAUUGACUCACUUGCCUGUCAGUCCGGAAGACGAAGAACCAUUGACGCCUAAUCAUUUCUUGUUGGGUUCUGCAAAUACGGCUCAAACGCCAGAAGGUAUUGAAAUUAUAAAGCCAGUGGUACUGAAGAAGCAGUGGCGAAUUGCUCGACAGCUACGAGAUCAUUUUUGGAAAAGAUGGAUUGUGGAAUAUUUGCCCACACUAACAAGACGGUCCAAAUGGUGCUAA